This is a messenger RNA of Perca fluviatilis (European perch), 2957 nucleotides long. RefSeq names its product histone deacetylase 3 (gene hdac3). The coding region runs from base 241 to 1458 and encodes 405 amino acids. The transcript is spliced from 16 exons. The record is from RefSeq and is a predicted model, not a curated record. Lineage: Eukaryota; Metazoa; Chordata; Actinopteri; Perciformes; Percidae. Gene Ontology annotation, molecular function: histone deacetylase activity.
UGUUUGAUGACGUAGUGUAGUCGGUGUUUACCAUAGCGGCUAUCUGUUAGCUAAUUGAAAGAAAAUGUGGGUUUUAUAGCUGUAAGAACAGUCAUAGUUUUCGAAGAAAGUCUAAAAUAUUUUUCAGAAUGAACAAUAGAACAUCGUAUUUUUACGACCCAGACGUGGGCAACUUUCAUUAUGUAUGCACCGUAACCGCGACGAUACCUGCUUUGGAACUUAAAACGUGCUGGCCACCCCAUGAAGCCUCACCGUUUGUCUCUGACUCACAGUCUGGUGUUACACUAUGGACUCUACAAGAAAAUGAUGGUGUUCAAGCCAUACAAAGCAUCUCAGCACGACAUGUGUCGGUUCCACUCUGAAGACUACAUCGACUUCCUUCAGAAGGUCAGCCCCAAUAACAUGCAGGGCUUCACCAAGAGCCUCAACACAUUCAAUGUUGGAGAUGACUGUCCUGUGUUUCCAGGUCUUUUUGAGUUUUGCUCAAGAUACACAGGAGCCUCCUUACAGGGAGCUACGCAGCUCAACCACAAGAUCUGUGACAUUGCCAUCAACUGGGCCGGAGGUUUGCAUCAUGCCAAGAAAUUUGAGGCAUCUGGGUUUUGUUACGUCAAUGACAUAGUCAUCAGUAUACUGGAGCUGCUCAAAUACCACCCUAGGGUUCUGUACAUCGACAUAGACAUUCACCACGGAGAUGGCGUACAGGAAGCCUUUUACCUGACUGACCGCGUCAUGACUGUGUCCUUCCACAAAUACGGGAACUACUUUUUUCCAGGAACAGGUGACAUGUAUGAGGUCGGAGCAGAGAGUGGCCGGUACUACUGCCUCAACGUUCCCCUCAGAGACGGCAUCGAUGACCAGAGCUACAGGCAGCUGUUCCAGCCGGUUAUUAAACAGGUGGUGGAUUUCUACCAGCCGACCUGCAUCGUUCUACAGUGUGGAGCAGAUUCUCUGGGCUGCGACAGACUGGGCUGCUUCAACCUCAGUAUACGCGGACAUGGCGAGUGUGUGGAGUUUGUUAAGAGUUUUAAGAUUCCUCUGUUGGUGCUGGGAGGCGGAGGAUACACGGUGAGGAACGUGGCUCGCUGCUGGACCUUUGAGACGUCUCUGUUAUUGGACGAAUCCAUCAGUGAUGAGCUGCCUUAUAGCGAGUAUUUUGAGUACUUUGCUCCAGACUUCACGCUGCACCCCGAUGUCAGCACCAGGAUAGAAAACCAGAACUCCAGACAGUACCUGGAGCAGAUCCGCCAGACGGUGUUCGAGAACCUGAAGAUGUUGAACCACGCGCCCAGCGUCCAGAUCCACGACGUUCCCUCCGACAUGCUGAGCUACGAACGCACCGACGAGCCCGACCCCGACGAGAGGGGGGGCGAGGAAAACUACACCAGGCCGGAGGCAGCCAACGAGUUCUACGACGGUGACCACGACAACGACAAAGAGAGCGACGUGGAGAUUUGACCCAGGAGGGUGAAAGCAGCGGAGCUUUUUUUUCUUUCUGCGGCCCGCGAACAUCGCGCCAUCGCCUCAGAUUGAACAGAAACUCGGACGUUUCUGACUGGAAAAGACUCUGAAGCUCUGCUCUUUUAUUCCUCCGUAGGUUCUCUUUCUAAAAAAAAAAAAAAAAAGAAAUCCUCGAUCAGCCGUACCUCAGAACGGACAUUAGCUCCGGAGCCUCGUGGAUAACGUCACUGAGCACACCUCCACACGCGACUGUAUUCCCGUUUCUAUUCUGGGUCGUCCAAACUCUCAACAGACAGGGUGAGCCCAAAUGACUCCAAUAAUGCCAAAACGCUGCAACAUACGUCCAGUGUAACAGAUUAUAUAUCCUGUAAAAGAUUACAGGAUAUGAUUUACUUCAGGGCUCCAAACAAAUGUGUUGUGCACAUGAACAGUCAAACAUCUUGAUAUAUUUUUUUUUACAUUUUUUUUUUUUCUCCACUUGUAAUCUUGUUUGUGUUAUCGUAGUAAUGAAAUGUAUUUGAGUUUUGAAAGAGGAGAACGUCAUCACAUAUUUUAAUCCAAUGAAUAGACCUUGUAAGCAACAAUUUGUUUGGAUUUGGGGACACAGCCUAAGCCAUGUACGUUUCCCCACACGUUAACGCAUCCCAAAUGUUUUAACCCUUGAGAGUGAAGAGCAGCUAGUUUGGAGCACCGUGUGACAGUUUCCAGUGUAUUUGUGAAGCCACUCAUUGGAGAAAAAUAAAAAUCAUAAUACAGCUUCCCACCAGGUGUCAUGAAAAAGAAAUGAGUUAUUUCAUCUUUCAAGACACGUGAGAAUCUGCUGGAGUGCCUGCCAUGAUACAUUAGUCACACACUAGCCAGUCCAGAUGUUUAAAACCACGCCUAAACUGUUGGACAGAAUCUCAAAAUUAUUAUUACAACCGCCAUCUUAGCUCAACACAAAUUUUUUACAGUAGCUGUUAGAAUGUUUUUUAAAUCCUAGCAUUAUUCAUGUGCCUUACAGCUCUGAGAAGGCAAGCAUGGAUGUAGAGCUGGGCACUUUUGACAUCAUUUGAUUUUGGAUUUCUACAAAGGGAACAUCUGUAAAUGAGGCAACUUGGCUUGAGCUGAUCCAAACAGGAAUUAUCCUCCUGUCUUUUCAUUCCUUUUUCUUCUCUCAUCUGGAUUCUCUGCUCAUUAAUGUGUACUGUAUAUAUAUACACACAUAUACAUGUGUUUGUGUGUGUAAUGUAGAAGAGGACAACUGUGCUGAUGAUAAUGAGGCUGGUAGUGAAAUGUUUUGUACCGAAGCAGGCGUGUGGUUCACUGAUGAGAUAUGCGAGUGCUGGUCCUUCACUGUGCUCAUCACAGAUGUACAUCAGUAGAACAGUUUGAAGCCACUGUAGAGUUACAUUCUACCAUCUGCCACCUCCAGUCCUAUUUUAGCCAGAAACUAGUUUUGUGAUUUUGUUUUUGAUAUUGUCUUUUGUUUUUAAUAAAAAGUUGAAUUGAAUCAA